Porites lobata is the source of this 689-nucleotide messenger RNA. NCBI's taxonomy places the organism in Eukaryota, Metazoa, Cnidaria, Anthozoa, Scleractinia, Poritidae. The record is from the annotation of a GenBank genome assembly.
AUGGGCAAACGUGGAGGAAGCAUAUCACGAAGCCUUCAGUCUGAAAUGGAAACUGCUGCUAGUCUCACUUUGCAAGGUCUUCGCGAUAGGUUUGGUGUGCUGCUAGGUAUCGAGAGCCAAGUAGGCAAAAGCCAGAGUUACGACUCAACGAAAGUGGUUAGCGACAUGCUCGUUUUCAACGUUGACAGCUGGCCAAUGCGCCCUGGUGACCUGCUCGAUUUUAGUAGUGAGGAAAUCAGGCGCUUGACACGAAGGUUUCAGCCCAUUUUAGAAAGAGCAGGAUGCAAGAUCUCUUCUAUUCAAGAUCAGUGGAUCUCCCUAAAAAUCAUGGUCAAUGGCAGUUCCGCAAGCUUAAUUAUGGUAGCCUUUGGGAGACGCUACUGACCAGAGUGCCCUACAAGGACGGUUUCAAAGAUGUUCUACAUCUAGUGGAGCUAGUUCUGGUUCUCCCUAUUUCUGCCGCACAAUGCGAGCGUGCUGUUUCGGCUCAGAAUCGAAUUAAAAGCAGCACCAGGGCAACCUUGAGUGUAUCUGUUUUGGAAGAUUUGAUUCGCCUGUCCUCAGAGGGUCCCCCUGUUGCUGAAUUUGAUCCGAGUCCAGCAGUCAACCAGUGGUUUGAACGAGACAGAUCUAAGGGAGAAAGGGCACGACGACCUCAUUUCUUGAAUCAAAGCAGUGGCUGUGUAUAA